Molecule: messenger RNA, 1373 nt
Organism: Exophiala viscosa
Lineage: Eukaryota; Fungi; Ascomycota; Eurotiomycetes; Chaetothyriales; Herpotrichiellaceae
Product: 2-dehydropantoate 2-reductase
Exons: 1
Coding region: 255-1262 (335 amino acids)
Biological process (GO): pantothenate biosynthetic process
Cellular component (GO): cytoplasm
Molecular function (GO): 2-dehydropantoate 2-reductase activity
Source: RefSeq, a predicted model, not a curated record
GUGAAAACAACGACAUGGAGAUGAUAUCUCCGACCGUAUCUGUCAGACGCCUCUUUCUAGUGCUGAUGUCCGCGUAGAGUUGUAGAGGACAUGAUUGUGUGCAGCCACAACUUACUCGCUGUGGCGCUCGUACGACCAAAGCACCAGCCACGAAGCUUAGUCGGUCAACUCCGACACCUCGUUGCUUGACUUACCUUGAUGAAUUCCUCCAUCUUCCAUAGCAAUGUGGACAACUUCUGUACCCGAGGCCGAAGAUGCCUGACAUGGCUCCCAACGUCCUCCUCUUUGGAGCAGGUAGCAUCGGUGCUGUGCACCUCUAUCAAUUCCAGCGAGCCGGAUGCCGAGUCGCCGCUGUUUGUCGUUCGAAUUACGAGGCUGUCAGACAGAACGGCUUCACUCUUCUCAGCGAAAGAUUCGGCAAUGUGCAAUUUCGCCCCGAGCUCGUCGUUCGAACUACCGAUGAAUGCCCCAAGGAUGCCGUAUACGACUUCAUAUUUGUCGCGAGGAAAUCCUUCCCAGGCUCAAAGCCACUGCUGACGGACUUGAUUCGACCUGUCGUGAAGCCGGGAACAGCCAUUGUGCUGGCUCAAAAUGGAAUUGCAAUCGAGGACGAAGUCGCCCAGGCAUUUCCGGACAACCCGCUCCUUAGCUGUGCCGUUUAUAUGCCAGCGACUGAAACCGCAAAGGGUGUCAUCGAAUACCCGGAAAUGUUGAAUCGUCUGGAAAUAGGGACAUUUCCGGCCAAUGCGCCUGCGUCUCACAAGGCCGCCGCUUCCAGGUUAGCCCAUCUGGUCAUUUCUGGUGGAGGGCAAGCCGAGGUCCAUGAAGAUAUUCAGAUCGCCCGGUGGCAGAAACUGGUGCUAAACUGCGCAUGGAGUCCAGUUUGUGCUCUGUCAAUGUGUAACGAUGGAGAUUUCCUGCUGACUUCCUCCUACGCUCAUGGUAUUGUCUGGUCCAUUAUGCUGGAGAUCAUCUCCUUGGCUCAGAAAAUAGGUAUUCCCAAUGUUGAUGAACAGGUCGCAGAAAAGCAAAUGGCCAUCGCCAAACGAAGAUCCGAGACUGGAGGCGGCAGACCUGUCAGUAUGUUGCAGGAUGUUCAGCAAGGCAGACUAUUUGAGGUCGAGGCAAUUGUCGGCAAUGCCAUUCGCCUCGGACAACAGUGGGAGGUCAAGAUGCCCUUGACUGAAGCCAUAUAUGCCUUGCUGAAAGGGAGAUUUGAUGCAAUAGUUCGAGAGCAAGAGAGCCUGCGGACUCCAACUUAACGAACGAGGUGGUUGCAUGCUGGCAUCGAACUGGACUCGUCCGUCGCGAGAUCCUGCUUAUGAUGCUGUGUCCAAUCAUCUGCCCCAACAGAAAAAUCUUUGACUGGCCAA